AUGGCAGAUACUGAUAUCUUAACUAAUUAUUCAAUCAAGGAUUUGGCAGGUGCCGAGUUCUGUAGAUUUCGACUGAAAGAAUCUGAGAUGAGUGAAAAUUACUUGCCCGGAGCAGCUAUGCGGGCUCAGUCUCCAUGCAUCACUCAAGAGCCUUUAAAAAUGCACUGCAAGAGUUGUGCAUUGGUAACCAGCUCUGGACACCUUCUGGGAAGUAAACAAGGUGACAGAAUCGACGAGACGGAAUGCGUAAUACGAAUGAAUGAUGCACCUACUCGAGGUUAUGGAAAAGAUGUUGGAAACAAAACGAGCCUUCGAGUCAUUGCACACUCCAGUAUUCAGAGGAUUUUGCGAAAUCGUAAUGAACUCUUAAAUAUGAGCCACGGUGCUGUGUUUAUCUUCUGGGGUCCUAGCAGCUACAUGAGGAGAGAUGGUAAAGGCUUGGUGUAUAACAACCUGCAGCUGAUGAAUCAGAUACUGCCUCAGUUAAAAGUAUAUAUGAUUUCUCGCCACAAGAUGCUUCAAUUUGAUGACCUUUUUAAACGGGAAACUGGGAAAGACAGGAAGAUAUCCAACACUUGGCUUAGCACGGGCUGGUUCACAAUGACUAUCGCAUUAGAGCUCUGUGACAGGAUAAAUGUUUAUGGCAUGGUGCCACCGGAUUUCUGCAGGGAUCCUAAUCAUCUUUCAGUUCCUUAUCAUUAUUAUGAACCUUUGGGACCCGAUGAAUGCACAAUGUACAUUUCACAUGAGCGGGGACGAAAGGGCAGUCAUCAUCGUUUCAUCACAGAGAAACGAGUGUUUGAGAACUGGGCACGGACAUUCAAUAUUCACUUUUUCCAACCAGACUGGAAACCAGAACCACUCACUGUAAGUCACCCUGAGAUUAAACCGGUUGUCUGAGGGAUGAAGGCUCAAGACCGCAAUCGCAGUCACCCUCUGUGUCAGCCUUCAGGGCGUUGGACCUUCUGGCAAGGCAACCUAGAGGAGAAGGGUAACAGGACCUGCAGCUGGUAACUGCAACAACAGUUGGGAAGUUACAAUGACGGAGCAGAGUGUAUCAAGAGUGCUUUCUGUCAAGCUGUGUAUGACUCCAGUAUAUAGCCUUUUUUGGCCAUCUGACUUCCUGUAUAUGUAUGUGAUUUGUGAAAAACAACUUGAGUAUCAUUAACGGGAUGGUUAACUCAUUAUGGUUUUUUAAAGUACAAUGCCAAUGAAUUUUCAUAGUGAAAACUUACGGUAUUUAUUUAAUCAAGGUUUUUAUGCAACCUAGGCCAGUAUUUUUCUAAUUCACAGUUAUGUGGUUGUUUAUCUUUCAUAAUCUUUCAAAUCCAAAAUUAAUAUUGCUGAUAGUUUGAAAGGCCUAGCUUUUUAUUUAUACAAUUUGUUUGAAAAAUAUGAUUCUAUGUAGCAUGUAAUUAAUAUUUGAUCUGGAAAUGUUGCAUUUCUUUUUAAAAUUUUGGGCUCUGUUCCAGCCUAAAGCCUUUAACAGCAAGAACAGUCCCAUGUGCAGAUCUAGCUAACUUUACAUUUUGACAUCUCAUGU
Messenger RNA from Balearica regulorum gibbericeps (East African grey crowned-crane), 1543 nucleotides. The record is from RefSeq and is a predicted model, not a curated record. Lineage: Eukaryota; Metazoa; Chordata; Aves; Gruiformes; Gruidae.